Pseudocercospora fijiensis CIRAD86 is the source of this 1746-nucleotide messenger RNA. RefSeq lists its product as uncharacterized. NCBI's taxonomy places the organism in Eukaryota, Fungi, Ascomycota, Dothideomycetes, Mycosphaerellales, Mycosphaerellaceae. The record is from RefSeq and is a predicted model, not a curated record. Gene Ontology annotation, molecular function: transmembrane transporter activity. Gene Ontology annotation, cellular component: membrane. Gene Ontology annotation, biological process: transmembrane transport. The transcript has 3 exons. Bases 826 to 1719 code for a protein of 297 amino acids.
GCAGAGCAGAAAUGGCAGCAAAGCGGCUCGCCAACGAGCUCGGCGCGUACAAUCGCGAGCCUUCGCCGGCCCUCUCGCGCCUUGAGCCUGCCAGCGACCAGGACAUCUUCCACUGGUCUGCGGUUCUGAGAGGGCCCGAGGGGACCGCGUACGAAGGUAGACAGAACGCGUGCGACCGGCGACGACAACGCCUCGAUGCUGACAUGCGUGUAGGCGGUCGAUGGCACCUUUCAAUCGCCGUACCCCAGCAGUAUCCCAACACGCCUCCCGCCAUACGAUUCCAGACGCCCAUCUGCCAUCCCAACGUCAACUUCAAAACAGGAGAGAUCUGCCUCGACCUGCUCAAGACCUCGUGGACGCCAGCGUACGGCAUCGUGAGCACAUUGGAAGCAGUACAGCAAUUGUUGAGUGCGGGAGGAGAGCCGGAUAGUCCGCUCAAUAUCGACUUGGCCGUGCUGCUGAGAGAUGGUGACCUGGUGGGGGCCGAGGCACUGGUGAGAUUCUACACACAAAUGCUCGCUGUCCCGCGGCCGUGAGCAGAAAGAUGUAAUCCCAGCUCCUAGUCUCACGUGUAGCGGCCAACAGUCGGCCAGCAUGGCCGCCACGCGACAUUGAACGACCAACCUCGCAAUCGCUGUCCGGCGCGCACUCCUUCCCGGCCUCCUUUUUCCGCUAUACUGUCUCCUUGCUCCUAGGCAUGUUUGAGUCGGCCAUCAGCCCUUCACUCCUUCUCAUUGCAUCAAUGUGGUAUCGAAGAAGCGAGCAACCUCGAAGAGUUGGCUUUGGGUACAUUGGCGUAGGCUGUGCUACUAUACCGGAUCUCUGAUGUCGUUCGGCUUCCAGCAUUAUACGAGCGAUCGGUUCACUUCUUGGCAGAUCAUGUUCUUGGUCGUUGGGUUCAUCACAAUUGGUGCCGGUCUAUUAGUCAUCGCGUUUAUGCCGGACAACCCCAUGAGCGCCAAGAGGCUCACGCACGCAGAGCGUGUGGCAGCAGUGAAGAGAUUACGAGAAAACCAAACGGGUAUUGAGAACAAGAUAUUCCUGCAAUGCCUUGUGGAUCCGCAAACAGCAUUACUCUUUCUCAUCACGACUGCAGCAUCCAUUCCGAAUGGAGCCGUUGGCAGUUUCCAAUCGAUUCUAAUCAAGUCAUUCGGCUUCACGAACAAAGAGACGGCUCUGCUUCAGAUACCCGGCGGAGUCAUCGCUGUCAUCAGCGUUCUCACAGCAACCUGGGCAUCAGCACGCUGCAAUGCUCGAGGGCUCAACAUAAUGUUCUGGAGCGCCAUUGGUGGCCUGCUUGGAGGUGGCCUCCUGGCCUUUUCUUCUGAUGACAACCGCGCUAGCAAGCUUGCGGGCAACUAUAUCACGCAUGUCGUCGGUGCAUUUCUGCCUUGUGCAUACUCCUUUGCUGCAGCAAAUACCGCUGGCCACACAAAGAAAGUCACUAUGAACGCAUUGCUUCUAAUGGCGUUCUGCUUGGGCAACAUCCUUGGACCUUUGACGUUCCGAAACGAGGAUGCCCCAUCUUACACUCCUGCCAAAGUCAUGAUUGUUGCCGUCGAUUCUACCGCCAUCGUCUUCUCGAUCGCCUUGCUGGGUUGGUAUUACCUCCAGAAUCGAAAGCGGGAGAGGAACACUGCAACAGUACCUCACAUGCCUGAUUUUGAGUUUGCGGAUCUCACGGAUCGUGAAAAUCCACAUUUCAGAUAUAGUUACUAGGAAUCGAAAAUCUACAUGCCGUUCAUU